Molecule: messenger RNA, 942 nt
Organism: Ogataea parapolymorpha DL-1
Lineage: Eukaryota; Fungi; Ascomycota; Pichiomycetes; Pichiales; Pichiaceae
Exons: 1
Coding region: 1-942 (313 amino acids)
Molecular function (GO): 4-hydroxy-tetrahydrodipicolinate synthase activity
Source: RefSeq, a predicted model, not a curated record
AUGACUCUAGAAAAGACACUCAAAGACGGUAUUUACUCGCCGGUGCCAACAUUCUUCAAAAACGAUGCGGCCCAGUCUCUCGACACUGCCACGCAGCAAGAACACGCGCGGCUGCUCUAUCGCAGCGGCAUUUCAGGGAUUCUGGUCGGAGGCUCCACAGGCGAGGCAGUUCACUUGCCUUUGGAGGAGAGAGCGGCCGUUGUGAAGUCUAUUAGAGAUGCUGUUCCAAACUCCUCGUUCAAAAUCCUCGCUGGCGGUGUUGGAUCUUGUGUUCCUGAGCUGUGCCACCAGGCUGCCGUCUACAAGGAAAACGGCGCCGAUAUGAUGAUUGUGCUUGUUCCUGGUUACUAUGGCCCUGCAAUCACCACCCAGAGCGGCCUGGAGGCCUGGUUCCAUGACCUAGCAGACAAAUCCCCACUGCCUAUAGUCGUGUACAAUUAUCCGGGAGUCCAAAAUGGCAUUGAUCUUACGGGAGAGACAUUUACCAGGAUCGGAAUGCACAAAAAUAUUGUUGGUUGCAAGCUGACCAACUUCAACUUCCCGUUGUACACGAUGCUGGGCCAGAACGAGAAGCUUAAGUCGUCCGACUUUACUCCUCUGUCUGGCGUCGGACAGGUUCUUGUUCCGUCUCUUUCUGUGAACGUGAACGGAGCAAUCGACGGUUUCUCUAACGUCUUCCCCAAAUGUCUUGUCAGGAUCAUGGAACUGUACAAAGCGCACAGAUACAAAGAAGCGCUGGAGUUGCAGGACAUGAUCACGAGAAUCAACGAAAUGACGGCUGCCACCAACCUGAUUGGUCUCAAGUAUGCUCUAAAGUACAAAUACGGCUUUGGAGAAACCGAGAUCGGACGUCCCCCACUCAACCACUCCAUGGACAUGGAGGUGUGGAAAAAACACCUGCCGCUAUUUGAACAGCUCUCUAAAAUUGAGGACUCUUUAUAG